UUAAGGUUGAUAUAGAAUUCUGUUAACUAUAGUAUUGUUAAUUCUAUGCUAAAAUAGAGAUAUGAGAAACUAUUUGGAACUUUUUUAAAGAUAUUUUGAAAAGAAAGACAACUUUGAAAAGAAGCAUAGUUGCAAAAAUUAAUUAUGUCAUUCCGUAAUAAGCUAAAGAGUUUGAUUACAAAAGAGAAUGAUGGAGCGUUUAAUGUUCAUAUUCAUGUUAAUGAAGCAACAACUGCUACAAAUGAUUUCAUGCAGCAAGAGAGCAUGCUUCGGGAAUUUGCUGAUGAUCCAACUCCUGACAAUGAGGUAAUAGAGAGCAUUGAGAAAAUCUACUUUAGUAACAUGGAGUUUGAUGCAAGUUCAUAUGAAUUAGAGAAACUUCCUGAAGUUCUUAUUGAAAAAGAUCUUGACAGCUACAGAAAUACUCUUCGGCGUCAACUCCAAGCAGUUUCAAAGGAAAUGUCAAAAAAGAUUCUUGAAAAACAAACAGCAUAUGUCCGAGAGCUUGAUAGAGUCAUGGAUUUGGAAGCUAAUUUAAAGAGAGCUACUGUUAUAAGUACUAAAGGAAGAGUGCGUCUUGAACAAGCAAAACAAGAAAUUGUAGUUGGUAGCUUAGGAAUUCUUGCAAAAAACCGCAAAAAAUUAUAUCUUGAAAAAGUUCUUGAAUCGCUCAGGUUUAUAAAAACAUUGCAGCAGACAGAUAUGCGUCUAAAGGAACUCUUGCAGGAAAACAACUAUGCUAGUGCUAUUCAACUCUGCUUGGAAUGCCAGCAUGCUGCAGUUACAUUUCAUCAAUAUAAAUGUAUUAAUGAACUGAGCUCUAAUUUGCAAGAGCUGUUAGAACAAAUAGAGAUUCAGCUUGAUGUCGCACUGUCAAGGAUCUGUUUGAAAUACAUUGAAGCUGAUUAUACCAAAAUACAAGAAGCAUACAAACUUUUAGGAAAAACACAGAUUUCAAUGGAUCAGCUUCAAAUGCAUUUUGUAAGCUCUAUAAAUGUUUCAGCAGUAAGAACACUUAUUGAUAUUUUUACUGAAGCUCAAGAUUUACCUGAAGAUAUUUCAUAUGUGUCUUUGUGUAAGAACAUUCCAUUGGAACGUUUCAUUGUUUGUUUGACAAAUUUGUGUAAGGUAUUUUGGGAUAUAAUGUACAGCUAUAGUCAAACUGCAAAGUGGCACCAAAACCAACCUGAACUUGAGAAAGACAUAAGUUCCCAGUAUGAUAAAGAGUAUAUAUGUAAAAAGUUAGAACAAGGCAAAGUUAGGAUUUGGCAGGAUAUACAAAGUAAAAUAAAAGUUUACGUUUCAUCAACAGAUUUUUCAUAUUUCAAAUAUGAUGAUUUUAUACAUAUUUUGGAUUUAAUAAACAGAUUAAUCACCAUUGGAGAAAAUUUUAGUAUGAAUAGUACAUCGUCACAAAUGCUACAGGAUUGUCUUCGAGUUCAAACUGAAAACUACUUUAAAGCUUAUCACAGAAAGACAAUAGAAGAGUUACAUAUGUUUUUGGAAAAUGAAGCAUGGGAGUUGUGUCCUGUAAAAAGUAAUUUCACCAUAUUAGACAUGCAGGAGUUGCACUUUAUCAAAACAAGGUUAUUACCAAAGUCACCUAGCAAUUCAGAUAUCUCUUCUGGAAAAACUACAUUGGAUACCAGUAUGUUUAAUUAUGAGAAAACUCCUUUUGACUGUUUUGCUGUGGAAGACACACUCUAUCAAGAAAAUGUUUAUGGAUACGAAGAUGAUGAUGAUGAUGAAGUAGAUGUGCUUGAUGAAUUAAAACGAGACUUUGUUGAUGAAAAGACUGGUGAAGAAAAUCAGUCAAGGCCAUCUGUGAAAAUUAGUAAAAAGAUUGAUGUUCAUGAGAAAUCACCAAUUGUAACCAACACUACUAUAAAUGUUUUAAGAUCAUUUGGAAAGUACAUGCAAAUGAUGAUUGUGUUGAAGCCAAUUGCAUUUGAAGUUGUAAAUUGUAUGUCUCAAUUAUUCGAGUACUACUUAUAUUCUGUUUUUACCUUUUUUGCAACAUACUCAGAUGGAAAUUUUGAAAAUAACGUGUUGAAAGUGGAUGAAAAGUUAAGGGCAUGCUUAACUAGGAUACAUAACAGUAUUAUACUUAUGGAGGAAAGUUCUAUUGAUGAUGCACAUAAAAUAUCUUCACCAUUACUUUCUCCUAUGAUUAAUCUAAGGAAUCCAAAUGAUUUGUUUGGAUUUGUGCAUCGUGUAAUCGGAGUAGAAUCAUUAUUAUUUUUAUCCAAACAAUUAUUAACAGUAUAUCAAAGCUUAGUUGUUCUUGUUCCACCAAACAAGCAAGCAUUCCUAAGACAGUUUUAUAGUCAGACAGUCGAUAUUGUUAUUGAAUUGAGAGAUCCGAUUUUCAAACCUAUCGCCGAAAAAGCUAUUGAUUAUAACAAGAUACUAAGUAUGAUGGCAUCUGUUAAAUGGGAUCCUAAAGAAAUUAUGUCUCAACACAACCGAUAUAUUGAUAUCAUAGUAAAUGAAUACGAAGUACUCAAUUCAAAGCUACAGAAGGUUUGCAGCUCUGUUCCGAUACCUGCUGAUACUGUUACAGGAUUUUGGAGUCAUAUCAUAUCACAGACUAAUAAACUUUUUGUAGAUGGUUUUUCAUCAGUGAAACGAUGCACAAACGAAGGAAGAGCACUAAUGCUGUUAGAUUUUCAACAAUUUCUCAUGAAGAUUGAAAAAAUUACUAAAGUCAAACCAAUACCUGAACGUGAUUAUGUUGAAAAUUACAUCAAAGCAUUUUACUUAGUUGAGACUGAUCUAGAGAAUUGGCUGAAAGAACACCAGGAGUAUACACCUAAACAGCUAAACAAUCUUGUCACUUGUGGUACUAGCUCCCAUAUUGGGAAAAAAAUGAAACAAAAAAUGUUGAGUCUCUUAGAAGACCUUGAAUCAAAAUCGUCCUCAUAGUCAUUGUUCUUGUCUCGUAAUCGUUUUUGUGUUAUAGCAAACAUUUUUUUAUGAAAAAGUUGUAAAUAAA
Messenger RNA from Hydra vulgaris (swiftwater hydra), 2995 nucleotides. Its product is annotated as syndetin. Gene Ontology annotation, cellular component: EARP complex. The record is from RefSeq and is a predicted model, not a curated record. Lineage: Eukaryota; Metazoa; Cnidaria; Hydrozoa; Anthoathecata; Hydridae. Gene Ontology annotation, molecular function: SNARE binding. Gene Ontology annotation, biological process: retrograde transport, endosome to Golgi; endocytic recycling.